AUGCCGCUGCCAAAUAUUAGCUGGAAGUUAUUCGCUGGCGGCCGAUCCACGUCGAGUCCGCCAUCCCCUACUGGACGCACGCCGCUUGCAUCUUUAUACCGCAUGUAUGAGUAUAUUGUUUACGGAUAUACUCUUGGCCUACGAACUGAAAUUGAAUUCUUUUUUAAUAAGCCCGACUGGAAGGUCUCAGAGAUACCCGAUCCCGCCGAUCCAGAUCCGAAACGAUACGCUAUCUUAUCUGUUAUUCCCCAUCUUCUCACAAAGGCCUUCAAUAGACUGAUCAAAAGAGGCUUGCCCCGGGGUUCUCCUGCCAUUAUUAUGGGUGAUGAGGAAUUGGAUGAAUUAGCAUCCCGUCCUCGCAUCCUGGAGACCGUACCCUCUUGGUGUGCGCGCGUUCCCAAACUCGACAAGACCCUCGUUAUCCCUGGUUCAGAUGGCGCAAUCCCCGACGAUGCUGGUGCAAGUUCUGAGUUCAAGGAAAAGAAUAUACUUGUGUGGGAUCCUCCUGUCCUCUUUGUUUGA
Molecule: messenger RNA, 522 nt
Organism: Rasamsonia emersonii CBS 393.64
Lineage: Eukaryota; Fungi; Ascomycota; Eurotiomycetes; Eurotiales; Trichocomaceae
Exons: 2
Coding region: 1-522 (173 amino acids)
Source: RefSeq, a predicted model, not a curated record